Leptopilina boulardi is the source of this 1087-nucleotide messenger RNA. RefSeq names its product esterase OVCA2. Bases 269 to 937 code for a protein of 222 amino acids. Gene Ontology annotation, biological process: response to retinoic acid. The transcript is spliced from 5 exons. Lineage: Eukaryota; Metazoa; Arthropoda; Insecta; Hymenoptera; Figitidae. The record is from RefSeq and is a predicted model, not a curated record. Gene Ontology annotation, cellular component: nucleus; cytoplasm.
GGUUUUUAAAUGAUUCCCAUUAUUUUAUGAGAUGGAAAUUGAAUUUCUUAUAUUAAGUCUUAAUACUAUAUACAAUUACAUAUAACAAAUAUUUCUGCCAUAUGUUAGAUUUACAUUACCGACUGUCGAAAUAGUAGAGUUUUUAUCACGUGUUUGAAGUCAACAUAACAAUAACAUAACCAAAAACUGUCAAUUUUUUCAUAUGCGAAAAAAAAAACCAAAAAAGAAGAACUAACAAUUUUUUGACAAUUUAACAAUCAAAAGUGAAAUGAAGUUAAAAAUUUUAGCAAUUCAUGGAUAUCGUCAGUCGGACGUUAUUUUCAGUGGGAAACUUGGAUCACUUAGAAAAAGUUUUAAAAAAGAAAUAGAUUUUACAUUUAUAAAAGCUCCUCAUAAAGUUCCACCUUUGGAAAGUAGUGAGAAAAAAGAAGAGGACGAUGCAGAAGGAUUCGGUUGGUGGUUUAAUACUGAAGAUAAAGUAUUUAAAGCAAUAGAACCUAGUAAUUUAUCAGUGGGUUUUGAAGAUAGUAUUUUGUUGGUGGAAAAAACUUUCAGGGAAUUAGGUCCAUUUGAUGGAGUAAUUGGUUUCUCUCAAGGAGCGUCAUUUGUUUCAAUUCUCUGUGCGAUGCAACAGAAAAAAAUUUCGCCAAUUAAAUUUAAUUUUGCGAUUCUCAUUUCUGGAUUUAAAUCACUUUGCGAGCCGCAUGCGAUAUUUUAUAAAGACAUUAAAAUAGAAUUGCCAACUUUACAUGUUUAUGGAGAGGGCGACAAAAUAAUUCCAACUCAAAUGGCGCAAGAAUUGAGUGAUGUGUUUUCCAUUAAAAAGAAAUUUAUUCAUGAAGGAGGUCAUUUUGUUCCAGGAAAGAAAUUUAUUUAUAACGACUUUAUCCUGGAAAUGCUAUCAAAAAAAAGUGAUCUAAAAGAAUCAUCACAAUAAUUUUUAAUAUUUAUAAUUUUUUCAAAUUUUUUAAUUUAUAUAUUAUUUUUAAAAAAUUCUCAUAGUAUUAUAAAGCAAAAUAGUGUAAAAAUUUUGUAUAUAAAUUAUUUUGCGUAUUAGGUGAAAAUAUAAAAAAAACUAAAUUGUAAA